Cygnus olor (mute swan) is the source of this 5718-nucleotide messenger RNA. RefSeq names its product M-phase phosphoprotein 9 (gene MPHOSPH9). The record is from RefSeq and is a predicted model, not a curated record. The transcript is spliced from 25 exons. Bases 815 to 4462 code for a protein of 1215 amino acids. Gene Ontology annotation, cellular component: centriole. NCBI's taxonomy places the organism in Eukaryota, Metazoa, Chordata, Aves, Anseriformes, Anatidae.
GGGUGCCGGGGGUCUGAGGGGGCUGCGGAGCCCUGAGGGGGGAUCUCGGCCCCGGGCGACGCCGGUGGCUGCCAGAGCUCCCCCCCUUGGCGCCCAGCUGCUCUCGGGGUGCCUCUGCCGCCUCAUAACCUUCAGUUCUUCGGGACUCUGCGCCGUUAUAAAAAUAAUAAAGCUUUUCCCCCCCCGCCCCCCCCCGCUUUAUCUCCAAAAUCUCUGUCAGAGGGGUGUGUGUCUCUGGGUAACUUCCUUCCAGUUUGCCCCUUUUCGGCCAUACCCAAGGGAAACCGCUGGAGAAGCCACCUGGAGAACGUGCUAAAGCCCCUGGCUCCAGGGAAACAGGGAGGAGGCAGCGGUUGUCCAUCAAUUUAAUUCGUGUAGAAAUGAGUUUUUAUAUUUCAAAACUCUCUGUGAGAUACGGCUCUGGAUACUUAAAAAUAAUUAAAGUUUAAACCUGCGUGUCCUUGUGAGCCCUGUGAGGAAUGGUCACACUUUGGAGGCACUAGGCUGCCGUGAGGCAACGAGGAUUUAUUCCUGGUGUUGUCACAGACCGCCAGGGUGACAUUUAUUUCUUAAUGCCUCUUUUUGUUCUCCAUCUGCAAGAUGAUCAUAAGGUUUUUCUGCAGUGGUAGAGCUUAGGGUGAAUUCGCUAGGGCAUAGAAGAUGCUGAAAUAAGCACUGUAGGAAAAUUGAAUAACCAACGUGUUUCAAAGCCUUUUUCUCGAUGGAAGUACAGAUACUGGAAGCAUGUUUUUAUGCUGCCGUUCUUGUAAACUGCUGCUUUGAGUGCUGGUCACUUCAUGCUGGGACAUAAGAUAUGGAAAACCGUGACUUGGUGAAUGCUGUGCAAGAAGUCCCUUCAGCUUCUGUGGACUCUGAUGUAAGAAAUACCCACAGCUCUGUUUGCAAUUUGAAUUGUAACAGAAGUCCCUCGUCCAAUCCCAAUGGGGUUUCUGGUUACUCAGGGAGUAGCAGGUCCCCAUUAAUACCUGGUUCCAUUGAGCUGCUUUCCUCCUUCGUGCGAGAUAUCCAGAACGUUGGAAAUGCUGACUCAGAAAUUGUGAAGAACUGUGAGACAAGGUGGCUGCAGUUAUUGAGACUGGUAGAGAAGCAAUGCCAGGAACAAAUAGUUGCCCAGCAAGAACAGUUCCACCAUCAAAUCCAACUGAUUCAGGAUGAAAUAAGGCAGUUAGUGAAACUGCAGAUCAGCAAUUGGGGUGUUGGCAAGAGCAGAAGUUUGCCUGUGAAGGUUACAGACACUUUUUCGUCAAUAGGAAGUCAAAUGGGGAUGCAAUCUGAAGUCUCUGAAGAAAAUGAAUGCAUUGUCAAUCAGCUUAGAUCUAAUGAAUCAGAAACUCAGCCAAAUGCAUCUGAUCUGUAUCAGGAAUGUUUUGCAAAUGAUGCUUCGAUGAACAGUGGGUAUGGCACCCUUUCUGCCUCUGAACUGAACGCUAGCAAAUCUGAUGACGUUAUCAAGUGCACAGACUGCACGGAGAAAACUUGUCAAGGACAGGGUGAUGCAGCAGUAUUGCAGAGCAAUGCAGCUGUAGCCAGUGUUCAAAAUACAAGAGAACUUUUACCAAAAAAAAUAGAGGAAAACUGCUCAUCAGGAAGGAAUGAUAUUUUAGGUUUUCCUGUUGAAUGUGAACGUGAGGUAAAUGAAGCGCAAUGUGGGAAAAAAAACAGUAAGUCUUUAACAUCAUGGGCACAGAAGUUGAAACAAAACCAACCCAAAAGAAUAAAUGCAGAAGAAGUACAAGUAACCUCUAUGCAAGGAAAUGAGCAAGCAAAGAAAUUACCAUUGGAGAAUGAAAUAAUUCCUGAAACUCUGAAAGGCUCCACCUACAAGAGAAUAGGAGAGCUAGAAAAUAGGAAUCACUUGAUACAAGGCAGGGUCAGUUUUCUUUCCUGUGGUCACUUUGAGGGUGAUCCAGAAACGACAAACUCUACUGACGCUGUUUUGCCACCUUACACUUUUUACCUCAAUCAACCAACUGAAAGCCCAAAUUCCUUAGUGUCCGAAGCUUCAGGACUUUCGUACUGGAAACUAGAUGAACAGGACAUGUAUCACUCUUUACCAGAGAACCUCAGAAGUGAGUUCACUGAUGUUUUCUCCACAAAAGUAUCACCAGAUCAGUCAUCUUCUGCUGAUGAAAUGAAGCUAUCGUCAUUGAAGGAUAUUUAUCAUAAAAGACAGAGAGAAAACAAGCAGCUGCCAGACAUGAAUUUUAUGCCUUCUUCCCAGUCAAGUCACCCACCAGAGAUCUUGACGUUGGACCCAACCCUGCAUAUGAAACCCGGUCAGCAGAAUCCAGGACAUUGCUUUUUCAAUAUUCCUGAAGAGACUACUCCUUUUUCUCCAGACUCUAUGGCAGAACCUGGAUUUUCAAGUCAUUGUGAUACAGACUCUUUUUCACGGACAAGCAAUUCAUCUCAGUGUGAUGAUUCUCCAAAAUAUCCUGCUGGUAGCAGAGCUGUGCAUUUGGACCUCUGGAAAAAUCAUACAAUUCCAAAUGAAAACAAGGCCAGCUGUCCUUUUCCAAUGGCGUAUACCGAUGCUAAUAGUGAUAUUUUACUCAACCCUGAGGAGGAAGAAACAUUAACUCUAACUCCAUCUUCUAUUACUCAGUGUGCUGACAACAGUUUACCAGAAUAUAAUCUUUCAGUGACAUCUGUUGAAGAUCCUGUUAUAAUGUCAAAGAUUAGGCAGAACUUGAGGGAAAAACAUGCUCGACACAUAGCUGAUCUACGAGCUUACUAUGAUGCUGAGAUACAUAGCUUAAAACAGCAGCUAGAGGCAAGCCAGAAAGCUGCUUCUUCUGAAGAUUUGAAGAAAAUCAAUCAAAAUCUUGCUGACAGGUGUGACCAAUUAGAUGCAGCUCUGAAUGAAGCAAGUGCUCGCAUAAAAGCCCUUGAAAAUAAGAAUAAUAUGCUAGAAAAGCAAGUGACAGAUUGGAGAGAACGCUUUUAUGCUGUUAGUAAUACUUCCAAAGUUUUACAGGAACGUAUUGAAGAAAUGCGCACAAAUAAUAAAGAGAAGGAUAACACAAUCAGUAGACUAAAAUCCAGGCUUAAAGAUCUAGAGGAAGCAUUUGAAAAAGCUUAUAAAUUAUCCGAUAAUAAAAAUGCAAGGUUAAAGGAAGAAAAUAAAAUGUUUCAAAACCUUUUAGGAGAAUAUGAGUCCCUUGGAAAAGAACAUGAAAGAGUAAAGGAUACGUUAAAUGCAACUGAAAACAAAUUGCUUGAUGCAAACGCCCAGAUUUCUGAUUUGAAAAGGACAAUUUCAAAACUUGAAGCUCAGCUCAAGCAGGUAGAACAUGAAAAUAUGUUGAAACUUCGCCAUAUUACUGAAAGUCGUUUAAGAACCUCUUGUGCCAACAAGUUGGCAACACCUGAUGUCAGCAGGCGAAAGUGGCUGAUACCAGGAGCAGAGUAUUCAAUCUUCACUGGCCAGCCCUUGGAAGUCCAGGAAAGCCCGAAAGACAACAGACUAGAAGAAACCUAUAUUCCUUCAAGGCACCAUUCUCCUCCUGAAAAGGACUCCUCACAAGAAGACUCUUCAACAAACACAAUUGAAAAGAAGGAAAAUGGGAUGUCAGAAGCACCAAUUAUAAAAGCCUUUAAAGAACUUGAAGAAGGAAAAGCGUUUAAAGAUUGGGGUACACAGACAGAAAAAGAAGACACGUCAGCUAAAACAACAACUCGACGUCAAACAGUUGGAUUUGUUGAAACUUCUUGUGUUGCUAACCUAUCCCCAGAGAAAGGUAAAGACCAACACAGACCAAAACGGUACAGCUCCCCUUGUGGCCAGAGGUCAUCAUCCCUUCCUCCUUCAAACAGGAAAUCGAAUACUCCAACAAGACGAGAGAUAAUGUUGGCGCCAGUGUCUGUGACGUACAGCCCCAAACGAUCUCCAAAAGAAAACCUCUCUCCUGGAUUUAGCCAUUUGCUUAGCAAAAAUGAAAACACGGUGACAAGAUUUGACAUACUUCUAGAUGACCUGGAAACUGGUCCUGCCUCUACUUUACAGCACAAUAAUCCAAGAAAAAGGCUCCAGUUUCUCUCACUAGAUGAUACAGAAGGAAGGCAGCAUUCAGGUGUCAGACAUGGCUCUUGUGCUGAAUCCGUCAAUAUUGGAAUGAAGAAGGCAACAGCAUGGGAUGAGAGGAGCGUAGCGCAGAACUAUGAGCCAUUGCUGUCACCUUGUGAGGGAGACUUCAAGUAUGCACCGAGGAUUAAGACUCUGGCUGAAACGGAGAGGCUUUUUGAUGAGCUGACUCAAGAAAAGCAACAGAUUGAGGCUGCAUUGAGUCGAAUUCCUUGUUCUGCUGGAAGAAUGACUUUGCAAGCAAGAUUAAAUCAGGAAGCCCUGGAAGAUCGCUUGGAAAGGAUUAACAGGGAUUUGGGAUCAAUACGCAUGACUCUGAAAAGAUUUCAUGUUUUACGUACCUCUGCAAAUCUUUGACAAUUCACUCUUGAAUUCAAAUAAGCUUUUUUUUGCACUAAUAUAUAAUUAUGCACUCAGUAAAUGCAGAAUUGUUUUGUAUUUUUAUAAACCCUAAAUAGUAGUUUUACAACUAUGUUACCCUUUACACACAGCAAUAUUUUGUACUUCAAACAGCCGCCUAUAUUUUAAACAUAUUUUUGUUACUGUUGAGGAAUCGAUGUUUAUCCUGUAUUGUAAUAUUUUUAGAAAUAUUAAUUAUUUUUAAAUAAUGAUAUUCAGUGUAUAAUAAGAAGAAACUAAAAGGCAGCUUGUUUUUGGAAAAUGACCGUGUUAUCUUUUUUGCACUUCAUUUUCCUCACCAUUUUAUAAAUAUCUAUGCUAUGUUGUAAAUAUAGCUAAUAGUAAAUUUUGAAUUUUCAUACAAAAGGCAACAUGAAUUACCAGUGUUAGAUAACCACUGCUGUAUAGUAAAUCCUUUUAAUUUAAGUCUUAUAACUUGGAUAUUUUUCAUUGUGACAAAAAACUGUGAGGAAUACUUUCAUUAUGGCUGGUUGGCUGCAAAUUGGUAUAUGUUUUGCUGGUUUGGCCGCCUCUGGCUAUGUUUGUAAAAUACUGCUCUAAAUUAUUUGGUGUCUCCCAACAGUUCAGGGAGUAAUACUUUGAUAUCACGAGGACCGGGAUUAAUGAGACUGACAGCGGCCAGCUUGUCUCCCAAUGAGCAGCUCAACUCCAGCCGACACCCCAGGACCUGUAGCUACCCAGCCGAAGCUCCUGUUUUAAUAUGCUAGUUAGGGGUUUUGUGCCACGCCAGUGUUCUGACCGCAGUUAUAAGCACGCAUUUCCAAAUGAAAUCCAAGCUAUUUUUGUGAACAUACAUGCAUUUUUCUUGGUGAAAAAUAUGUACUUGCUAGUUGGCAUGUUGUUGAAUUACUGUUCAACAUUGAUAUUUUCGUUUGCAUUUUAAUAUUAAAUAAAUGUUUAAUUAGAUUCUUUCCUCUAGCCCAAGAACAAUAAUAGGUUCUGGGAUAUUACAUCAGCGAUAAUGUAGGUUUUAAUCAUAUUGUGUGUUUCAAAUUCUGUCCUUGUUCAAGAUGUUUAGCCACCAAUUAUGUGAUUAUUUUGCAGUGGAAAGGCCAGAAUAGCUGUCAUAAAGGAAGCUUGUGAAGGUCUGUUUCUAAAAUUAGAGUGCUUUUGUUUUAAGAUAUUUAAUGAAGAACUGUCCUACCCAUGCACAGUCUUUUUAUUUUUUUUAUAUAAAGUGUUUUGUGCCUCCA